Messenger RNA from Colossoma macropomum (tambaqui), 3101 nucleotides. RefSeq lists its product as uncharacterized. The coding region runs from base 145 to 1737 and encodes 530 amino acids. The transcript is spliced from 4 exons. NCBI's taxonomy places the organism in Eukaryota, Metazoa, Chordata, Actinopteri, Characiformes, Serrasalmidae. The record is from RefSeq and is a predicted model, not a curated record.
GUUUCCGGGUAGGCCGCUCCUGAAAAAGUUUUGAACAGAAAUGAUUUUUAAUUUCUGAGAAAAGAAACUGAAACAGAUCUGAUCCAUCACAGCAGCGCGCAGAUGUCCGAGCAGAGUGGACUGAUGCUUCGCUGAUGAUGCGCCAUGUCCUCAGUGGAGAACACCGAGGUUUACAUCCCUACAGAUGCCUGCGUCCGAAACAUCUCCGUGCAGUGCCUUCCUCCGUCCAUCGCCAGAAAGAUGGGCGUGCGACCUUCACCGAGAGAGCCGAACGGCUCGCCUCAGACGGUCACGUGGAUCUGUCCGGUGGAACUGCGAGAAAAAGGCUCGUCCUCCAGCAGGACGGCACAGACGCACCGUUUUCUGACCCAGGGUCAGUUCAGGCUGCCGGUGGUGAGCUCCAACCCCACGGCCUCCAGAAUCUUCAGCAAGUUUCUGUACUCGGGUAAAAGCGUCCUGCAGGCUGGCGAGCCGGACGCUCCAGUGGCCUGUAGCAGAGUGUCCAGCCACAGAAAGAACGCCAUCAUCCUUUAUGACGGUCAGAUAUUCCUCUCAGUGAGGAGGAAAAGGGUGCUGUCCAGCCAAUCGGAUUCAAAGAGCCUCCUCUCACCUGUCCCUGCGUCACAGAAACACCUGUUUAAGGCUCCGCCCCUUUCCUCAGCACAGAGAGGCUCACCUGAGCAGAUACAAAGCACUGAGAUGCAGCUCAGAGAGUUAAGCAGCGGCCAGCAGGGGGCAGUGUUUCCACCUCAGGUUUCACCAGACACAGGGAAGCAGCCUCAGGAAGAGCACAAAUGUGGAGCGAUUGCUGAUUUCAGCUCACAGACUGAUCCAGUGCAGGAAAUCAUGGAUGGUAUAAAAGAAGAAUUGUCAGAAACGUCUGAUUCAGGGAGUGAUGGAGGGAUUAGAGACACCGUGGAGCAGAGGAGGAAUAAAAGAGGUGAUGGCCAGGCAGAAGAUGGGGAUAGGAAAGACGAGGAACCAGCGGGAAGAGAAACUGGACGUCCAUCUGAUGAGGAACGUGAUAAAGGAGGUGAUGUGGGUGUUGAACCAGUGGGGAACGUUGAGGAAGGUGACCAGCAGGCUGAUGGACAGCUGGAUAAAGGAGAUGAUGUUAAGAAUAUCAUGGAUAAUUCACAUCUUAACGGCGUGAAUUUGAGCAUUGUUGACGUUAAGACACUGAGUGCUGCUAGCAGGAACGCUAGCAUUAGCACUGAGCUCUAUGAAGUGAUGGACACUGAAGCUGACCUGGAGAGCAGAGCUGAUGGUGACGUCACUGAAGCUCCUGAAGCUGGUGCUGCUGAAGAACGUGAGACUGAUGAUAAGAGUUCACCUGCCAAACCCUGCAGAAGUGAUUCUGAGAUAUUUCCCGUUAUAUCCCACAUCACUUCCCUGGCUGAAGGCUGGAAUGAUGCAGUUGGGAUUGAAAACUAUGGAAUUUUCUUGAGCAGCUCAGAAGAGCCAAAAUCAGAGGAACCUCAGCACCGUGAAUCUGCUGAUGGAGAACCACUCAAACACACGGUCACCUCUGAGGUUUCUGCUCAAGCCCAAGCCCCUCCUCCAGACCCCAGUGUGCAGGAGAACGGAGGAGAGCGUCUUCUACCCUGCUUUGUGCUGCCUCUAGAAACCGGCGAGCUGGAUUUUGAGGAUCUAGAGCGGGGAGAGAGGGUCCGUCGCCUCAGAAACGCGCUGAGGAAGAUGGAGGCCAAACUGGAAAAAGUGAACAGCCAGCGAUGAGACUGCAGAUGAGGUGCUGGGGUGUAAAACGAUUCCAGAAAUCAGCUCUUAAAAAACAUUUUUCAAAGCAGAAAUCACCUCUAGAAAACAUAAAUCAUCUUCGAAACAGAAAAUAGCUAUAAAAAUGUUCCAGAAAAUAGUUCUCGAAAACAUACUCCAAAAAUAGAGAGCGUCAGAAAACAGAAAGUAUCUCUAGAAAAACGACUGUGAAAUUUUUUUUCCCAAAAAGGAAAUCGCUCUAGAAAACAGACUACAGAAAAGAGCUCUAGAAACAUUUUCCAGUACAGAUAAAAGGGUUUUUUUUCAGGAAGUAAUGCCGUUGCACCUAAAAGAUAUUGUGCAAAAGGCUUACGUUAGGGUUGGGCAGCAUAAUGAUAAUAAGAUGUACUACCUUAUUUUCUAGAGCCACAAAUAGCUCAAGAACAGAGCAAUAAAAAAGAAAAUAGCUCUAGAAACAUUUUUCAAUGGAAAGAACAGCUCUAGAAAGCAUGUGCCAUACAGAACACGGUCCUAGAAAACAUCUUCAGUGCAGAAAAAAAACAGAGAAACCAUCUUCGAAUAGCCCUAAAACGUACUCGGUACAGAAGACGGCUCUAGAAAACUGUAUGAUCUUCAGCUCCAUAAAUCAAGAACUUAACAACUCUAAGAAAGUUCUGAUAGAAAACAGCCCCUCAAAACGACUCUAGAAACGGGUUUAGAGAGCAGAAAAGAGCUCUAGAUACGGUGAGAAACAGCUGCAUCUCAGUGAAAAUUGUGAAAACUGAUGACUUUAUUUCAUUUUAGGUUUUUGUUUUGUUUAUUUGGCAUUUUUGAUGCGUACGUCUGCACAGGCAUUAUGGAGAUUGUAUUAUUUAUUUAACUGACAGAUUUUUGUGUUUUCAGAUGAUGUAAUAUAAACAGAUAAUGGUGGGCAGAUGAAAACGCUGUGUACGUGUGUGUUUGCAGAGACUAGAAUCCAGAGACUGAUCUGAGAGAUUAUGUUCUUUUGUAACUGCAUUUGUUUUGUUAAAUGAGAAACAAACACGGCGGAACAGAAGAUAUAAUAAUAUAUUAUUUGUUUGUUUACAAGUUUAAUAGUGUAGCUAAGGAGAUUCUCGCUCUGCUGAUUAUUAAAAAUAAGUAGUUUAAAAGGUCAGAUGGUGUAAUUUUGUGCGUCGUUCGCUGCUGAUGAGGCUGAGCUGCUCUGUCCUUUGAUAUGUGGUCCUGAAUCUCAGGCCACAUCGUGUCUUUGUUCCGAGUUGUUUGUUCUUUGUUUGUUUAUCUGAGUGCCGGCUGUUCUGCACUUUAUCAGCUCAGUUCGCAGCUGAUGCUCAUCCGUUGUUAAUAUCUACUGUGAUAAUAAAACUCCAGCCCUGUCAUCACCA